AAGAAAGGAAGGAAUUGAGGGAGUGUGGGUUCUGUCCUGUCCCCCCACCCAACACAGUCUCUCUCUCUCUCUUAAAGCCAAAAGGGCACUACCGCAUUGGCUUUUUCUGCCUUUUGUUUCUGUGCUUGCUAUGCAAUUGUAUGUCUGCUGCUCCUGCUCCCUCUUCUCAGAACUGCAAAUGGGGGAGGAAUCAUACUUUGAAUUUCUUGUUAUUAUUUGAUACCCUCCCUUUUCUUCACAUCUUUUAGACCCUCUCUCUCUUCUCCCCUUCUCCAACCAUGACUUUCUCCUAUAUUUUUCUAUUCAAUUUCUCUCCUGUUCUUGCUUUUUAGACAACCACCCCUCUCAACUAUAAUGUAAUUCUCCCCCAUGAUUUGACUUCAUUUUCAAUUUUCUGUUGGUCUGUUGCUUUGUGGCCACUCUUCAACACCCACUUGAUUGCCCUCAUCCCCAACUUUUAAUUUGCCCCUUUUCUUUUUUCUUGUUGGGUAUUGGUUAAUUGGUUGUCUUGUUUGCCUGAUUCUGUGUUGUACCGAGAUAGCCACGCACUGCUAAAGGGGUUUUCAUGGAAAUUGAUCUGAACCAUGUGGUGAGUAGUGAGGUGGAGAAGAAUGGUGGUGGCGGCAAUGGGGGUUGUUUGUCCUCUUCAAAUUCCUCAUGCUCUUCAAAUUCCUCCACAUCUCCUGCUUCUUCCUCAAUCUACAAGGAGCUUUGGUAUGCUUGUGCUGGGCCGCUCACAUCUCUGCCCAAGAAAGGGAAUGUGGUUGUCUAUUUCCCACAAGGUCACUUGGAACAGUCUGCCUCUCACUCCCCUUUCCCUCCCAUGGAAGUGACCAGCUUUGAUCUCCACCCCCAAAUCUUGUGCAAGGUUAUGGGAGUUCAACUACUAGCAAAUAAGGACAAUGAUGAGGUCUAUACAAAGCUGGCACUACUUCCUCUACUUGAGGUAUGCUUCCCAUUGGAAGUUAUUAAUUUAAAGGGCAAGGAACUUGAAGAGUUGGGGUUGGAUGAGGGGGGUGUGACGCCAAACAAAACUCCACACAUGUUUUGCAAGACACUUACAGCCUCUGAUACAAGCACACAUGGAGGAUUUUCUGUUCCCCGUCGUGCCGCUGAAGACUGUUUCCCACCUCUGGACUAUAAACAACAAAGGCCCUCUCAGGAGCUUGUUGCCAGGGACCUCCAUGGCGUGGAAUGGAAGUUUCGACACAUUUACAGAGGUCAGCCACGGCGACACCUGCUCACUACAGGAUGGAGUGUUUUUGUGAGCCAAAAGAAUCUUGUUUCGGGUGAUGCAGUUCUUUUCUUGAGGGGUGAAAGUGGAGAGCUGAGGUUGGGUAUCAGAAGAGCUGUUAGACCAAGAAAUGGUCUUCCGGAUUCUAUUCUUGCUAACCAGAAUUAUCGGAACAUUCUUUCCAUCGUGGCCAAUGCUGUAUCCACGAAGAGCUCGUUCCACGUUUCCUACAGCCCAAGGGCCAGCCAUGCGGACUUUGUGGUACCCUAUCAAAAGUACAUUACAAGCGUCACCAAUCAGAUACCAAUUGGGACCAGAUUCAAAACAAAAUUCGAUGUUGAUGAUUCAUCAGAAAGAAGGUGUAGCGGUGUGGUGACUGGAAUACGUGCUUUAGAUCCCUAUAGAUGGCCUAACUCAAAAUGGAGAUGCUUGACGGUCAGAUGGGAUGAAGACGGUUCUAGUGAUCGUCACGAGCAAGUUUCCCCGUGGGAGAUUGAUCCAUCUGUUUCUCUCCCACCAUUGAGCAUCCAGUCCUCCCCAAGGCUGAAGAAACUGCGGACCCCACCCAAUAACCCCAUUUCUGGAGGGGGUGGGUUUUUGGACUUUGAGGAGUCUGUAAGAUCCUCUAAGGUCUUGCAAGGUCAAGAAAAUGCUGGUUUAUUAUCACCCCUCUAUGGAGGAUGUGAUAAGGUGAACCGCCCGCCAGAUUUUGAGAUGCAAUCCAUUGCUCUUCAAAAUCUUGCAUCAAAUGGGAAAGAAAAGGCAAGUUUUACAGGCUUUCUGGAAUCCAGUCGAUUCCCAAAGGUCUUGCAAGGUCAAGAAAUAUGCUCCUUGAGAUCACUGACGGGAAAUACCGAUUUCAACAUUGGUGCUUGGCCAAGACCAGAACUUGGUUGUAACUUUGCAAACAUGUAUCAAAGAGCCAAACCUAAUUUCUACCCACUAGCUUCAGAAGGCGUGAGAAAUGUGUACUUCCCUUACGAUGAUGUCCAUAAAGCUGGACAAGAUCCGGUAAUGCUUUCUCAUAUAAAGAACUUCCCGAGUGUGAAUGCUCCGUUCAAUGGGUCUUCAAUUCUUAGGGAGGAAGUUAGGCCAAAUAUUCCAAACGAGGUACUGCAGGGAAAGAUAGGUGGUCCUCCUAUUUCAAAGGCAAAUUCUAAGAAUGCAAACGAUGAAAUUUCCAACAGCACUAUGGCUGGAUUUAAGUUGUUUGGAUUUACCUUGACUGGAGAAACUCCUAAGACAAACUCGCAGAGUUCCAAUAAGAGGAGCUGUACUAAGGUCGACAAACAAGGCAGCUUGGUUGGAAGAGCUAUUGAUCUUUCAAGACUGAAUAGCUAUAAUGAGUUGCUGAUUGAGCUAGAGAGGCUCUUUGGCAUGGAAGGCCUUCUACGUGAUCCUGAUGAAGGAUGGAGAAUCUUGUACACUGAUAGUGAGAAUGACAUGAUGGUCGUCGGGGAUGACCCUUGGCAUGAGUUUUGUGAUGUGGUGUCCAAGAUCCAUAUCUAUACCCAAGAAGAAGUGGAGAAAAUGACAAUGGGGAUGAUCAGUGAUGACACUCAAAGUUGUUUGGAGGAAGCAGUACCAACUGUAAUGGACGUGUCCAAGUCCCCUUCGGUUGGCCAGCCGGAUUCUCCUACUACACUAGCUCGGAUGUAGGGUUUGGGCCUGUGUUAUAAGUAUCAUGUUUGAUGUAUGCACAAGUGUGUAUGUGUACUCAUGUCUGGUUGCUGUUCUUGUUGAACAUAAUUAAGCUGAAAUACUACGGCAAAUUAACUAGGGUAUUAUGAACUCUAUGUAUUGAUUUUCGCCGGAUC
This is a messenger RNA of Rhododendron vialii, 3051 nucleotides long. RefSeq names its product auxin response factor 4. Gene Ontology annotation, molecular function: protein binding; DNA binding. The transcript is spliced from 12 exons. The record is from RefSeq and is a predicted model, not a curated record. The coding region runs from base 566 to 2893 and encodes 775 amino acids. Gene Ontology annotation, cellular component: nucleus. Gene Ontology annotation, biological process: response to hormone; regulation of DNA-templated transcription. Lineage: Eukaryota; Viridiplantae; Streptophyta; Magnoliopsida; Ericales; Ericaceae.